Dentiscutata heterogama is the source of this 1478-nucleotide messenger RNA. The record is from the annotation of a GenBank genome assembly. Lineage: Eukaryota; Fungi; Glomeromycota; Glomeromycetes; Diversisporales; Gigasporaceae.
GUAUUCUCGCUCGCAACAUUCCAAGCGAUGAAGCUGACCUAAUCGCGCAGAAAAUACAGAAAAUUGAUUAUGUUAUUUGUAAUCUUUACCCUUUCAAGGAGACAAUUGCAAAGGAAGGAAUUACAAUUGCCGAAGCUGUAGAGGAAAUUGAUAUUGGUGGUGUCACGCUUUUGAGAGCCGCUGCAAAAAACCAUGACCGUGUGACUAUUCUUUCCGAUCCAAAUGAUUAUCUAAAAUUUUUAGCUGAAUUAAAAAAGGAUGAUUGUAUAUCCGAAAAUUCACGUAGAUUAUUCGCGUUGAAGGCUUUUAAUCACACUGCAGAUUACGAUGAAGCAAUUUCAAAUUAUUUUAGACAACAAUAUGCUAAAAAUAUUUCUCAACUCACUCUACGUUACGGUGCCAAUCCACAUCAAAAGCCCGCCCAAGUCUUUGUAAAAGAUGGCUGUCUUCCUAUACAGGUUCUAUCCGGAUCACCAGGCUAUAUUAAUCUUCUUGAUGCGUUAAAUGGCUGGCCACUAGUAAAGGAACUUAAAGCUGCACUCAAUCUUCCUGCUGCUGCUUCUUUCAAACAUGUGUCUCCUGCUGGAGCUGCGGUUGGACUUCCAUUGGACGAGAUUGAAAAAAAGGUGUAUUUUGUAGAUGAUCUUAAAGAGCUAUCUCCUUUAGCCACUGCUUAUGCUCGUGCUCGUGGGGCAGAUAGGAUGUCUUCCUUUGGUGAUUGGAUUGCUUUGAGUGAUAUAGUCGAUGUUCCAACUGCUAAAAUUAUUUCACGUGAGGUGUCUGAUGGUAUCAUCGCUCCUGGUUAUGAUCCUCAAGCUCUUGAGAUUUUAAGUAAGAAGAAGGAUGGAAAAUAUACUGUUAUUCAGCGUAACAAUGUUAAGAUUGAUCAAAAAUUAUUUGAAAAUAUUGUAACAAAAAAUAAGAAUCUUCCGAACUCAGCGAUCACCGAUCUCAUUGUUGCCACAGUCGCUCUCAAAUAUACACAAUCUAAUUCUGUAUGUUAUGCUAAAAAUGGCAUGGUGAUUGGACUUGGUGCUGGACAACAAUCACGCAUCCACUGUACGCGAUUAGCUGGUGAAAAAGCUGACAACUGGUGGCUUCGUCACCAUCCCAAAGUGAUUGGUUUUGAUUUUAAAAAAACGACAAAACGAGCUGAAAAGAGUAAUGCAAUUGAUCUAUAUAUAUUGGAUAAAAUUGGCGAGGGACUAGAACGUACUUCUUGGGAAUCACAAUUCAAUACGAUUCCCGAGCCUCUGACGCCUGAAGAACGUAAAUUACAUCUGGCAUCACUCUCAGGAGUCGCGCUUUCCUCUGAUGCUUUCUUUCCUUUUUCAGACAAUAUUCAUCGAGCUCGUCAAUCUGGAGCUAAUUACGUUGCAGCUCCAAGUGGUUCUAUACAAGAUCAAGCAGUGAUACAAGCGGCUGACGAACAUGACAUGGUUUUAAUUCAUACUGAUUUGAGACUAUUUCAUCAUUAA